AACCGUACUACAGCACUAGUCUGGCUGGAUGUCUGACUCAGCCACGCAGGUUAUUUGGGAAAAUAUUUUAAACGCAUGUUUUAACUAAACAGACCAUAUUAUGCUCCCUCGUUCCUCUUGCGUUGGACUACGUGCAUCUUGUAUUUUGGGCAGUUUGGGGAAGUGCGACAAGGAGUUUUUAAGGUCUUUAUCAAGAAGAUGAACAAGGCUCUUGCUCUGGCAUUUGAUAAGUAGACUGGCAAUGCCCAUGUUAAUAUCUUUCUGACCACACCUGCUAAUGGACUGAGCGUUUACUUCAAUAAAUGUUUCAUUUCUAUAUGUGGACUAGUGCCAGCACUGCAGAAAAGCCCAUCGUCCCGAUUCCAGGUCACUGUGUCCCCAAAUUUGUGCUACCACUGUCCUGCACCCUCAUCCGUCUGUUCAUCCCUCGCUUCAUGGGGCUGGCUUUGUAUUUUCUGACCCUGUUUUUUUAUCUUGCCACAGACUGCUAGAAUUCGUUUCAAAUAAAUUUGUGCUUUUUAUGUAUGGACCAAAUCUAAAACUGCGCAAUAACGGCCUCUGCCCAACACAUGGUACUGUUGGAGUUUUAACCCUUGCAAGAAACCCAGUUGAAUGUCAGUGAGCUCUCAGGAUAUAACCCAAGGACGUUCCAAGUGAGUUAGCACUCAGGAUUUAAACCAAGGACUUAUAUCCAGGUCAGUUUUAAACAAGCAUCAAACACAGAAAAGCCACGGAGCUCAUGUAAAGAACAAAUCAUGAGCUUUGACAGUUUCCAGUACCGUGCACUGUUCGAGUACAAGCAGGAGCCGGGUGACGAUAUCUCCCUGCAGCCUGGAGAUCUCCUCAUGGUCAGUAAGAUGGCACUGCUGACAUCCGAUUACCAGGAGGGUGACGAGAAGUGCCCAAAGGGCUGGCUGCAUGGCACCAAUGAACGCACUAAGGAGAAGGGCAACUUCCCCGGCACCUUUGUGGAGUAUGUUGGGGUCGUGAGGACAGGCCUUACUUCAGGGAAGCCUUGGCCGAGACCUGUACCGCCAACACCUGUAGGGCCCCAGCCCCCAGGAGCCUCUGCUUCAGAAGGCCCCUGUGGAAAGGGAGAUGUUGUGGAGCAGUGCGCUCUGCAUGACCAGACCCCAGCCGUGGUGCUCAGGCUGACUGAGGCUCUAGAGAGACUGGACUGGGAGAAUGAGCCAUUGUACCGGUCUGGCCAAACCUCGACUGGAUCCCCAGAAUUACUGCAGACUUUGGAAACAGACCCAGCAGUAGUGGACUUUGAGCAAUAUGAAUUGUCCACAUUGGCUGAUACACUUAAGAGUUACAUUCAGGACUUGCCCUGCCUGCUCAUACCAGCUGUAGUGUACAGCGAGCUGGUCUACACUGCUCAGGAAACCCAAAACAUGGAGGAAUGCGGACAACAGCUGAAAAGAAUCCUUGACUCUCCUAGUGUCCCUCAGGCUAACCACCAGCUCCUGGUUCAUCUGACCCGACACCUAAGUAAGGUGGCCCAAAGUGGUGGAGCAGCUCAGACAAGCCCCAGACUUCUGGCUCUGGCCUACAGCGAGGCCAUCUUUAAAAACAACCACUUCAGUGCGGAUGUAAACCCAGAACAUCAUGUGAAAAUUCUAGAGGCACUUAUCAUGGUUGGAGGUCUAGUGGAGAUACAACCUGCUCCAGCUCUUCCUCCCAAGCCAACAAAACCCAUGACACCAGUAAAUGGCAACGGUGUGAAAGAAGUCGCCAGCGGCUCAUUGCAAGAAGCAGAAUGGUACUGGGGAGACAUAUCAAGGGAAGAGGUGAACGACAAACUGAGAGACAUGCCUGAUGGUACUUUCCUGGUACGGGACGCCUCGACCAAGAUGCAGGGAGAUUACACGCUAACGCUAAGGAAAGGUGGAAACAAUAAGCUAAUAAAGAUCUAUCAUCGGGAUGGGAAGUACGGAUUCUCAGACCCGCUCACAUUCAGCUCAGUGGUGGAGCUCAUCAGUCACUACAGGCACGAGUCACUGGCCCAGUACAACACCAAACUGGACGUAAAGCUCAUGUAUCCUGUCUCCCGCUACCAGCAGGAUCAGCUGGUGAAAGAGGACAACAUUGAUGCAGUGGGGAGGAAACUCCAGGAAUAUCACAAUCAAUAUCAGGAGAAGAGUAAAGAAUAUGACAGACUCUAUGAGGAGCACACAAAAACCUCACAGGAGAUCCAGAUGAAACGUACUGCAAUAGAGGCCUUCAAUGAGACCAUUAACAUUUUUGAAGAGCAGUGUCACACGCAGGAACGCUACAGUAAAGAAUACAUUGAGCGAUUCCGCAGAGAGGGCAAUGACAAAGAGAUUGAAAGGAUUAUGAUGAACUAUGAGAAGCUCAAAUCCCGUCUUGGCGAGAUUCACGACAGUAAGACCCGGCUUGAACAGGACCUGAAAACACAGGCUCUAGACAACAGGGAGACGGACAAGAAAAUGAACAGCUUGAAGCCAGAUCUUAUUCAGCUCAGAAAGAUUAGAGAUCAGUACCUUGUUUGGCUCAAUCAUAAAGGUGUUCGACAGAAACGAAUAAACGAUUGGCUGGGGAUUAAAAACGAGAACACGGAUGACACCUACUUCGUCAGUGAGGAGGAUGAGAAUCUGCCACACUACGAUGAGAAGAGCUGGUUUGUGGGGGACCUUAACCGAACGCAGGCAGAGGACUUGCUACACGGCAAACCCGAUGGAGCCUUCCUCAUCCGCGAGAGCAGCAAGAAGGGCUGUUACGCCUGCUCUGUUGUUGUGGACGGCGAGGUGAAGCACUGUGUCAUCUACAGCACACCCCGCGGCUACGGUUUCGCUGAGCCCUACAACUUGUACAGCACUCUGAAAGACUUGGUCCUGCAUUACCACCAGACCUCACUGGUCCAGCACAACGACUCGCUCAAUGUGCGGCUGGCGUACCCAGUGUAUGCACAGAUGCCCUCAGGCCCACGGAGAUGAAGACUCGCCCCCCCCCAAAAUUAAACUCUCUAUACUCAUGGAAGCGGGGAACAGUUUCUGAACAAAAAACACAACAACAACAAAAAAAACACUUGCUGUAACACACACGUCAGCCACCUUGGAGUUAUAUAUUUUUACAAGAACAAUUUGGAGGGCAUUCUUUCUAAAGACUGCUUGAUUUGCACAAGGAAGUUUGAAAUGUUUGUGAAUGUGAAAAAAAAAAGAAAAAGAAAAAAAGCAAGCAGGAAGCAGAGGAGGCGAGUUUCAGGUGAUCCGCGCUGCUACCUAAACUCCAGCUGGGACUUUUUACAUGCUCCAUUUUAGAUCAAGCUUUUUUUUCCUGCCUUUUUUUCUCACAUCUUUCUAUUUUUCAUUGAGAUGAUUGUUUUUUUUUUCUUUGUAUUGUCUUUGCAAAAUUCUUAACUAUAUGUAAAGCAGGAAAAUAUUUAGUUUUAGAUGUCUCCAUCUCUCUCUUUGUGUUUAAAAAAGGCAAAAAACUAUGUAGCAAACAGACGACCGACACUUUCCAGAGUGAUCUCACAGUGACUGCUGCUGAACGAGGGGUUGUGGGAUGUUUGGGAGGGCACAAGUGAAAAUGUGUUGUAGUCUUAAAAACAAAAGCUUGUUUUAACACUAACUCUAGAGGGGUGUUUAUUUUUAUUUUUUUUGGCUGGAUCAAAAGUUGUCAUUUCUUAAGCAGUUAAUAUUGUUACAGUUCAGUGCAGAGACCAAAGUUGGCAUGGGGAGGACUUUUUUUUUUUGUAGUUUUUUUUACUUUUUGUGAUAAAAUUGGCCCAUUGAAAUUAUACUUAAUACACCUUGUUUGCAAACUACAUAAAAUAGUUUGGAUCUGUGUCCUGUGAACGGAAGCUUCACUUGUACCUUUUUUUUUUUUUUAAGAACCAAAAUCACAGACACAGACACAGUUGACAAAGCACUUAGAAAUGACAAGCCCCAAAUUUGAAAGAACAACAACUCAUGAUCUAACUAAUGUGACCCCUUAAUGCUUAAUUGGAUUUGUGUACCUGUCAAACAUAUGUUAAAAAAAAAGUUCUUCAGCAAGCGGGAGCAGUGUCAGAGCAGAUGUGCUUUAGUACGUAACUUGAAAAAAAAAAAAAGUGCAAUCCAGCUUUUGAUGGUAGUGAAGUGGUCUGUCAGAAAGAGAAACAAACUGCUCUGUGGCAUCAAAAAGCGAUAAUCACUUGAACCUUUUGAAGAAUUUCCUUUAAAAAAAGCAUCUUUAUUGCUUAGUGCUUCUCUUUUUAGCAGGUUGACUCAUUCUGUAUCAGAAAAGAGAAAAUACACUUUUCAUUGUUUGGCUGCCUGUUGGUUUUAAUGUCGCACAAUAAAACCUUGAUGAAAAGAUAUUCAAAGCUUUAUGCACAAUAUUCACUGUCAGUACCUCAGUUAUAUCACUUCCUGUUUUUUGUUGGGCUUCUGGCAUGCAGGUGUCCAGUUGAGUAAGUUCAAUUGUUUUUUUUGUUUUUUUUAUCCUCAGUUUUCCCCUUUUUACAAUUUGGUCAUAUGUUGAAAGAGCUACAGCAGACUGAUACAGUUUUACAGGCCAUUAACCAGCACAGACCGCCCUCACCUACCACUGCAACUACCCAACUCACUCAAUGCACAGCAUGCUGCAUUAGAAAGCAGCAUAUAGUGAAUUCAACAGAAAACUUAAUGACAUUAUUUGUCAAAACACUCUAAUGGCAAUUCCUAACUAUUUUAUGUUUUGGCAAAUUGGUGACGAAUUUGAACAAUUGUUCCUUUUUGUACGAUCUGCUUAUACCUCAUUUACAAUUAAUUAGGUUUGGGUUGGAACUUCAUCCUUUUUUCUAAAAAUUAUAAGUUUUCAAAUGAAGCAACAUGUAACAUUUCAUACAAAAUCGGCAAAUCAUAAAAUAGUUGUGGUUUCUCAUGAGACUGUUAUUAGUUUCUGAAGUGAUCUCUGUUAUUUGAGACGGAAAACUUUAGUUGGAGUCUUUUGUUGGAUGGUUGGUGGGUUAGUUUGGUGAUGAUGGGAACCAGACAGAGUAUUCAGUCAGAUCAGCUGUUGAGAUGAACUUACAACCUGGAGUCCUAAUGAAAACCACAUGCAGACAGGGCAACUGAUGGAGGUUUUUCCCAUCCACUAUUCAUUUCAGUUGCUCUUUCGUUUGCCAUUGCAAAUACUGCGGUUUGAUUGGGUGUUACUGGCAGAACUCCGUGUUCUUGUCUUGUCUGAUCAAGCAUCGCUGUGGCAUGACCUGAACUCGUUCGCAAUUUAGAACAUGCUAGCUUCAGCAGAUCAGCUGCUUGAUUUUAGUUCUGUGUAUGCCACCGUUCACGAUUACGUCUUUGCAGCCUUGGUGUUGCCAUCUUUUAUGUGGAAAGUUUUUGGUUACUAUGUUCUAUAGCAUAGGUCCAGCUUUAUAUUCAUUUUAUUCUAUCCUCUCAAUGUUUUGAGUUUCGGAUUAAUAUUUUUUGUUUUUUGAAGCUGGGCCCCAGAUGGGCCCCCUGUCUAUUACUUGAACUCUUGCAUCACUCACCGUUGAAUGUCUUUAAUACAUAGCUGCAUUUAUUAAAACACAGGAAUUCCCUUUUAUGGCAUGAGUGGAUUGAGUAUAAACUUGUUUAUUCUUAAGACUGGAACUCAACUUGUGUGUACUGUUGAAAGUAAAGGGGCUUAUUUGUUCACAGAGCUCAAAAAUGAUUAUUGGAGUCCAGUAUAGCACACAUAUUUGAAGAGUUUUAGAGUCCUUUAUUAGACUGGUCACAAAGUUAUUUUGUGUUAAACAAUUCAGGCCAUGUUCGUACAUGAUGAUAUUGAUUUAAUUGUUUUGAAAAAAAAAAAUUUUUUUUACUUUUUUUGUUAUGAUUAUUAGCAUUUUGCUAGGCAUCGAGACCAAAGAUUUAAGUUUGGUUCAUUUUAUUUUCUCAAUGUUGUGUCUUAGUUUUUGGGUUGCUAUCGAUAGCCCCUCACUUGUCUGGCAAAAUAAUGUCUUUAUUACUGUUCACAUAUUGAAGGGUUCACUGUGGAUUGACUGGGGGUCCAUUUUCUGCCAUUUAAAAAAAAA
This is a messenger RNA of Sinocyclocheilus rhinocerous, 6010 nucleotides long. RefSeq names its product phosphoinositide-3-kinase, regulatory subunit 3b (gamma) (gene pik3r3b). NCBI's taxonomy places the organism in Eukaryota, Metazoa, Chordata, Actinopteri, Cypriniformes, Cyprinidae. Gene Ontology annotation, molecular function: 1-phosphatidylinositol-3-kinase regulator activity; protein binding. Gene Ontology annotation, biological process: phosphatidylinositol phosphate biosynthetic process; insulin receptor signaling pathway. The coding region runs from base 756 to 2960 and encodes 734 amino acids. Gene Ontology annotation, cellular component: phosphatidylinositol 3-kinase complex. The record is from RefSeq and is a predicted model, not a curated record. The transcript has 16 exons.